UUCUGAAAUAAACUAUUUAACUGACUGCCAGACUUCUGUUCUACUUCUGGGUCCGCUCGAUAAAACACAAGGCCUGUUAUUCCUGACUUUGGUAACUAAAUGAUACUGUAGCUUGACUGCCUUCAUUACUUCACACUGUAAACUUCAGAGUUGCUCCAGAUAGAGAUGACACAAGACACACCCGUUGCAUGUGCAAUGGAUCAAUGCAACGACUAUUUCGACAAAAAAGUUUUUGUCCUGUUGGUACAGCCUCGUCACCUCACCGAUAUAAGGUUCAGUUCCACAAUUAAACCGUCACUGUGCACGUUGACUCGUCAUGAUGAAGCUGAUUCUGUCUCUGACUCUCAUCGGGAUGCUCUGCAGCACAGCAGCUGCAGCUCUUCGGUGUUAUGAAGAUGCAAUCCGUAGACUCAAAACCUGUGCAGACGGAGAACUGUGUGCAACAAUUGCCGUACAAGUCUCUGUUCCAGGCAACUUUCAGACAAGGUUUUGUGCGCCGUCUUCACUCUGCAACCCAAACAACCAGACAUAUUCCUUCAACUUUGGCUCUUCUAACGGGACUGCAUCUGUUUACUGCUGCAGCACAAACAGCUGCAACAGUCAGAAUGUGCCCUACCCUGUUCCUCCAGUGAACAAAGAGCUGAAGUGCUACGUCUGUGACAACUGCAACGAGACGGUCCAGUGUAACGGGUUCCAGGACCGCUGCCUCAGUGGGACCGCGGCGAAUGGAAACACCAUCCACAAAGUCUCUGGCUGCGUCUCCAGGAACCUGUGUGAAGUCUCUGCGCUGCCUUUCCCGACGUCCAACCUGAACUUCACCCAAACACCAACAUGCUGUGACACCAGUCUGUGUAAUUCAGCCGGCACGUUCACGCUGAGCGCUGUUCCUCUUUUGAUCGGACUCAUUGUGCUUGUUGCCUUUUAGAACAAAGAGCAGUAUGGAGGUAGAUUAGUGCCAAAAUGUUCAAACAACACUUCUUCAAAUUCAAACGAAAAAAUAUUAAUCAGAAUAUCAAAUACAAAAUUUAAACAAACAAAAAAUAAAGUCAAAGACAAAAUUCAAAUCUUGAAAUCAAUUAUUUGUGCAACUGCUUGUUUGUUUGCUGCUGCAUUCUGUCUUUAAUUAUAAAGUAAUGUAUAAUAAUAUAUAAUACAAUAUAGUUAUAACAGUUAUUCAAAGACAGAUUUCUUUUGCAGUUACACAAAUAAUUUCAUUUCAAGUUUUGAAUUUUGUCUUUGACUUCAUUUUUUGUAAUUUAAAUUUUGUAUUUGAUAUUUUGAUUAAUAUUUUUGUGUGUUGUUUGAACAUUUUGGCACAAAUCUCACUCCAUAGAGCAGGGCCUUCGAUUUGAUUCAAACAGGAGGAGUUAGCUGAUCUAAUUAGUGUUGUUUAUGAUAUAUAAAAUAUAUAUACAUUCUGCAGCUCAAACAGUCUUUGUGCAGAAGGACACAGUUAAAAUGACAGAAAUCAGAAAAAAGUUGAAUUUCUCUGAUCAAUUAUUAUUUUUAAAUUUGAUUCAAAUGAGUUUUAUACAUAAACACUUUUCCAAGUGACCACAAGUGUCAGGAAAAAACAGUUUUCUCCACAUAUUGAAGUAUUGUCAUGAUGCAACCUUAUAGAUUCAAUU
Messenger RNA from Centropristis striata (black sea bass), 1628 nucleotides. RefSeq lists its product as uncharacterized. Bases 317 to 925 code for a protein of 202 amino acids. The record is from RefSeq and is a predicted model, not a curated record. The transcript has 5 exons. Lineage: Eukaryota; Metazoa; Chordata; Actinopteri; Perciformes; Serranidae.